Messenger RNA from Pungitius pungitius (ninespine stickleback), 2340 nucleotides. RefSeq names its product SH2 domain-containing adapter protein F-like. The transcript has 8 exons. The record is from RefSeq and is a predicted model, not a curated record. Gene Ontology annotation, molecular function: phosphotyrosine residue binding. NCBI's taxonomy places the organism in Eukaryota, Metazoa, Chordata, Actinopteri, Perciformes, Gasterosteidae. The coding region runs from base 307 to 1554 and encodes 415 amino acids.
AGUCACAAAGCCCCUUUAAAACAUUGAUCUCGGCCAAACCAAACACUGCCUCCCGAUGCGCCUUUAAGAGCCCGCCGUGCCUGCGAGUGUUGUGUCGGGGGCCGUCUGCUCCUCGCUCCGUGUCGUCUGGGCCCGGCUAACGUUAGCACACUGACCUGCUUGGCUCGCAAGCUGAACGGAUUUCACGGAUAGUAAUGUUUGGUGUUUCGGCCCAAUAAACGGAGACGACGACACGCCGGAUGGUGAGCUGGAAGCCGUCCAUGCGAAGGAAGCGGGUGCGCGUGAAGGAGUGACGUUAGCAGAUCCAUGGCCAAGUGGUUGAAGGACUACCUAAACUUUGGCACCAGGCGUGACCCUCCACAGCCCCCGAGGCCAGAUUACAGUGAAAGUGAGAUUUUGAGGGCCUACAGAGCUCAGAAGGAGCUGGAUUUCGAGGACCCAUAUCAGCACUCUGAGAAGGAGCAUCAAAAUGGUGGUUUCAGCCCCUGUAGCCCCACAGUGAGCCUUCCAUCUUUUCCCGCAUUCGGUUCAGUGCUGCCUAAUGGUGUUGAGGUGAAAGUGGUGUCUCCCAAACACAGACUCAUUAAAGUGGACUCUCAGGAGUUUGGCUGCUCUAAAGUCCCUCUAACUCCUGUGACUACUCAAGAGGAACCUGUGAUUCCUUCUGCCCCAGCAGCAUUGGACGCUGACACAGACUACUCUGAUCCAUUUGAUGUUUGUCCAGAACCCAGAGACAGAGAAAUCUGGGAUUCCAAACCUGCAUCAGACUGCUGCAGCUACAUGGAGCCAUUUGAAGCCCAACGGAUUAUCUCAGAACUUCAGCACAGCAUAAUGAGCAACAGGUCUGGGAGUACGGAUGGCGUCCAGUUGUAUGAUAACCCGUACGAGGAGCGGCCUCGACCCUACUACCGCACGGCUCCAGCAGCACAACAACAAGCUCAGAGGGUUGAUGUAGGAAUUAACCAGAUAGACAGCAGAGAGAGCAGGCUGCCUCGGGACGAUGAAAGGCCGGCUGAUGAAUAUGAUCAGCCCUGGGAGUGGAAGAAAGACAACAUAUCUAAAGCCCUAGCAGUUCAGUUUGAAGGAGCAGAAAGGGAGCGCUCCCGAGCUCAGACGGAGCCUACCCGGCUCACCAAGACGGGCGCCUCAUCGUCCACAGCUGACUCCACCACGUUCCCUCUUCCCUCUGACACACCUCCUCUCCUUGGAGAGCGAGUGGAUCCAACUAUGCCCCUGGAGAGACAAGUGUGGUACCAUGGGGCUCUGAGCCGCUCGGAGGCAGAGAGUCUACUGACUCUGUGCAAGGAGAGCUCUUACCUGGUGAGGAAUAGCCAGAGCUGCCGGAACGACUACUCCCUCUCACUCAGGAGCUGUAAAGGUUUCAUGCAUAUGAAGUUCACGCGGUCCGCAGAGCGGCACUACGUGCUCGGGGAGAACAGCCCUCCUUUCUCCACCAUCCCCGAGGUCAUCCACUACUACACCACACACAAGCUGCCCAUCAGAGGAGCCGAACAUAUGUCCCUACUGUAUCCGGUCAUAGUGCAGACCCUCUGACACUGACGCACCCGCACACUCUUUCUCCUGGUGCUACUGAUACUCAAUAUUGACCUAUUUCUGUCCAGUUUUCCUACAUGCCUUUUCACUGCCGUUCUACCUGAACUGCCCGCAAGAGAUUGGACUGUCUGUUGCCCUCUUUUCCGUUUACCAUUUCCCCAAUAACUACGCUGGCAGCUUAAUAAGAGCUCAGUGCCUCGUGAAUAUUCGCCUGUGUCUGGUGUCAUCACUGAAAUCCUCUCAUUUUCAUAGCAUGGACCCCUGAAAUUCAUUCAUUUCAGUACUUAUAGGUGAACUAUAUUCUACAGAAUCUUGGUUGAGAUUUGCCUCUUUUACUGUACAGCACAGAUCCCAUACUGCCAGAUCACUUAGAGGAAAGUAGUGGUGUUUUAUCUUUGUCUUUGUUCCGCCAAGGCAGCAGUUAUCUCCAUAAGAAUUUGAUGUUUUAAAGGGACACAAAUCUGACACAUACGAGACGUGGGGAUUUACACUAAAUAAAAACAGUAGAAAGUAUUGUUUUAAAAAUGCUGCAACUGCAAACAACACAAGCCAAGUGUUAUCUACAAUAUCAACCAAACUCUACACAAACUGUGACUGUUGUAUAGCUGCGUAUGACUUCACCUAGUAGACUCCUGCAAUACUACUUUAGAGGAUAAUAACUACAGUAUUCUAUUAAGCUUGUGGCUUUGAUCUUGACUAUUCAAGGAGCAUUGGUAGGUUAUUUACUGUUCUGUUUUAUAAGAAUUGAAAAGUCUUUUGAAAAUAAAGGUGUUGGUUUUUUUUAAA